CAAAGAGAAAAACCCAUUUAAAAGCCCUUGAACUUCAAUAGAAAGAAUUCAAUUGGAACAGUGGGUUUGGUUCAAUUUCUUUCUUUUUUACUUCUUUCAAAAAUGUCUUAUUCUCCAAUACCUCUUGCAACUCUGUUCAAGUCUCUGGCUAUUUUUUUAGGACUUGUUCUCUUAAUGUUUUACAUCUCUUUGAAAAAAAACACUCACUUUCACCAAUUCAAUCUCUUGGCGAACUUUACACAGAACUGGCAAGCUUCAGUUCCCAUUACCAACACUCCUACCAAUAUAAGUCACAUUGUCUAUGGUAUUGUUGGUUCCAUGAACACAUGGAAGCACAAAAACUCAUAUGUCAAAUCAUGGUGGAGACCAAAUGUUACCAGGGGUUAUCUCUUUCUAGAUAGAGAUCCCACCAUGGAUUUCCUUCCCUGGUCUUCAUCCUACCCUCCUUUUCGUGUUAACGAGAACUUCAUAAAACGAAGUUUAUACAAGAACAUCGUAAGGCCCGAUCAAGUACGAAUUGUACGUACAGUUAUGGAGACAUUCAAGCAAGGUGAUGAAGAUGUGAGAUGGUAUGUAAUGGCAGAUGAUGAUACAAUCGUUUUUGUUGACAACUUGGUUGAGGUUUUAGCAAAGUAUGACCACAGUAAGUACAUGUAUAUCGGCGCUAAUUCCGAGUGUAUCAAAUCCAACUUUGAUUUCUCAUUUGAUAUGGCAUUUGGUGGAGCUGGUUAUGCUUUGAGUUAUCCACUAGCUGCAGCAUUGGCAAAGGUUUUCGAUAAGUGUAUUCAAAGGUAUACCCAUUUGUGGGUCAGUGAUUUCAUGCUUUACUCCUGUUUAUCUGAUCUAGUAGUUUCUCUGACACACCAAAAGGGGUUUCACCAGAUUGAUCUUGUCGGAGAUAUAUCAGGGCUAUUAUCAGCUCAUCCACAAAUUCCUUUAUUGUCCCUUCACCACCUUGACACCAUAGACCCAAUCUUCCCCUUCAUGAACCGCUCAGAAUCCAUUAACCACCUCAUGAAAGCAUCAAAAGUAGACCAUUCACGUCUACUCCAACAGACCAUAUGCUAUCAUAGACCAAGCAACUGGUCGUUCUCCGUCUCAUGGGGAUAUUCUGUUCAUAUCUAUGAAAAUAUAUUCCCUCGAAGUUAUUUACGCAAACCAAUCGAGACAUUUAGACCUUGGAGGAAAGAAAGGCCACCACUUUACAUGUUCAACACCAGGCCUUGGCCUCCCGGUAAUCCAUGUUGUGAAGCCCCUCAUGUUUUUUACUUUGAUUCCAUCGAGAAAAGUGAAGGAAACCAGACAGUAACGACUUAUGUUCGAGCAUCUCCACGGGGUUUAGCUGCUUGUUCUUCGAGUGGGAAUUUUUCUGCUGAUCCCAUUACCCAAAUUCAGGUCUUUUCAUCGCCUGCAGCCAAACAUAUGGAGGUGUUGCAUUAUUCAUGGUAUAGAAAGAGAUCAUUGUUGCAGUGUUUUACAUGAGGCUGGCAUGAACACUACCAAGGUCGUAUACAGAGCAUGCAUGAAAGAUGAAAUAAUAUCCUAACACGUUUUCUAUACAGUGUAGGAAUACUUAUUA
Ziziphus jujuba (common jujube) is the source of this 1579-nucleotide messenger RNA. RefSeq lists its product as uncharacterized. Gene Ontology annotation, molecular function: acetylglucosaminyltransferase activity. NCBI's taxonomy places the organism in Eukaryota, Viridiplantae, Streptophyta, Magnoliopsida, Rosales, Rhamnaceae. The transcript is spliced from 3 exons. The record is from RefSeq and is a predicted model, not a curated record. The coding region runs from base 103 to 1482 and encodes 459 amino acids.